Osmia bicornis bicornis is the source of this 2283-nucleotide messenger RNA. RefSeq lists its product as uncharacterized. The coding region runs from base 1 to 2283 and encodes 760 amino acids. Lineage: Eukaryota; Metazoa; Arthropoda; Insecta; Hymenoptera; Megachilidae. The record is from RefSeq and is a predicted model, not a curated record. The transcript has a single exon.
AUGCCGCUUCGAAUGCUACACAGUGCUGCAGAGCAGGACUUAGACCAGUCGUUACAACGGUUUUGGGCCUUGGAGGAGUUACCCACGGUCACUUCAACGUUAAAGCCAUUAGAUGAAGCAUGUGAAAAGCUAUUUAGGGAAUCGCAUGUUCGCAAUUCUGACGGUCGAUUCGUUGUGCAUCUCCCUUUAAAGUCUGAACCUCCUGCUGCCGGUCCGGAAACAAAACGUAUGGCCAUGGGCUCACUUGCUCAUAUGUAUCGUCGGUUUGCUCGCGAUCCGAAAUUAGCUUUGGCAUAUCGCGAAUUUAUGACGGUCUACGAAAAUUUGGGACAUAUGGAGCGAAUUCCCGCGUCGGAACUUGAUAAUUCGCGUGCAUGGUAUUUACCUCAUCACGCGGUUGUACAAUCUACACCGUUGAAAUGGAAGAUUCGGGUGGUUUUUGAUGCGUCGCGAAAGACCCGCGAUGGGCACUGUUUGAAUGAUUUUCUCUUGGCGGGACCUGCUCUUCAGCGCGAUCUUUCGUUGAUUUUACUAAAUUGGCGUCGGUACCGUUUCGUGUUUACCGCGGACGUGGUCAAGAUGUUUAGGCAAAUUUGCGUUGCGCGUGAUGAUCAGGAUUUGCAGCGAAUAGUAUGGGCUCCUAGUUCUUCGGAGAUGCCGGUGGUAUAUCGUUUGACCACCGUCACGUAUGGGGCGGCGUGUGCUCCCUACCUUGCGAUACGUACGCUCCUGCAGUUAGCGGAGGAUGAGAAAUCGCGUUUUCCACUCGGAGCUCAAUGCUUGGAAUUCAAUACGUACGUGGACGACACGUUUUCGGGUGCGGACGAACUUUCAAUCGCGUUGCGUACUAGACAGGAGCUCAUUGAACUUCUGAAGUCGGCGGGCGUCGAGCUUGAUAAAUCGAUAAAUCUAGAUGAGUCGGUUAAAACGCUGGGGGUUCAGUGGAAUCCACAUCACGAUGAGUUUCGUUUCACCACGUCAGGUUUUAAAGAUUUGUCCAGAGAGGUGACCAAACGGGACGUCCUUUCAAAUAUUGCGCGCUUGUUUGAUCCGCUGGGGUGGUUGGCUCCGGUCACGAUAAGCGCCAAAAUCUUAAUGCAGGAUCUUUGGAUUCUGAAGGUCGGCUGGGAUUCCGUUUUACCGGUGGAAGUACAGGAUAGAUGGAGUGAAUAUUGUAAUUCACUUUCGGCCAUGCCUGCAUUGUCAAUUAAUCGAUGGUUGGGAGCCUCUUGCGAUUCGGGUUCGCAAAUUCACGGGUUUUCCGACGCUUCAUCCCGCGCUUAUGCGGCGGCGGUUUAUAUUCGAAUUAACGAAGCAGAUGAUCGUUUCCGUGUCGUACUUUUAGCUGCCAAAAGUAAGGUUGCUCCGAUAAAGACCGUGAGCAUUCCAAAUCUCGAACUGUGUGGAGCGAUGUUGCUUGUUAAGCUUCUUCGUCACGUGCGGAAGCUUGAUUUUUUGCAGAGUAUACCAGUAUUUGCAUGGUCAGACAGUCAGAUUGUUCUGAUGUGGCUUCGGAAACACCCAUGCCACUGGAAGACUUUCGUGGCAAACCGGGUGUCCUUUAUCCAGACAGAGAUGCCGGGUGCUAAAUGGGCACAUGUGCCUACUGGAGAAAAUCCUGCGGAUUUGGCUACGCGUGGAUGUAGGCCUGCAGUCUUGAUUGAGGCACGUCCGUGGUGGCAUGGGCCUGACUGGCUUGCGAUGCACGAGGAGCUUUGGCCCAAGGUGGCACUGGCUCCGCAGGUUUUGCUUGUGAAGGCGACUCCGAGUGAUCCGGAGAUUUUGACUAAAUUUUCCUCAUUGACUCGGCUAAUUCGCGUGGUGGCUUAUUGUCUGCGCCCAUUAGUUGGCUUGCGAAGGCGCAAGGGUAACCUUCCUGCAUUGCCGGAAUUUUUGACUGCGUCAGAGUUGUCUGGCGCUCGGAUUGCUUUGAUUAGGUUAGCACAGACGCAUGCAUUUGAAGCAGAGAUUAAGUUACUGCAGAUGGGAAAGAGUUUGGCAAAGCGUAACCCGCUACUUAGUUUGGAUCCGUUUUUAGACAAGUUGGACGGUAUUUUGCGUGUUGGGGGCCGUCUUGGGAAUUCGGUGCUGUCACAUGAUCGUAAGCAUCCGCCUAUCUUGCCACGUCGUUCGCCGCUUAGUCGGUUAUUUGUGCGAUAUGCACAUCGUGCUUGUCUUCAUGGUGGACCUACGCUCACUUUGUGUACCGUGAUGCAGCAUGCGUGGAUUCUAGGCAGGAAUCGUCUAGUGAAAACUGAAAUUCGUCACUGCGUCAGCGAGUGA